AUGGCGGCGAAGUUUGGCCUCAAUCCGGGCGAAAAGCAAAGGCUCAGAGACACAGUCAUAACCACAAACUUCAAGCCACCAGGCAGGCUGGGAGACCCGAAUCUGAAGUUCUUCCAGGAACCGAGAGCCCAUCCCAAGAUCGUGGAAACGUUCACGGCGUUUGGCAUCGAUGGCAGCCAACCGAAUCCGUUCGCCGGCAUGAGAUGGGACGACCUCUCCUCUACCAGGCAAAUGGCCCAGAACCAUGCUACAAUGGCGAAGCUAUACGACAUGCUACCGAAUGAUUUACCAGAGGACUCCUUUGAGCCGGAGGUGCGGGAGAUCACAACGACGUUCAAAAGCUUCGACGGCACAGAACGAACACUGUACAUCUUUCGACGCAAAGAUCUCAAUAGAGAGAUGCCGGCUGUUAUGUAUACCCAUGGUGGUAUGACCAUUCUUGACGCUGGCAACAAAGUCCACUCCCGCUGGUGUCGCUCCCUGGCUGUUCAAGGCGUUGUCGCUGUCGCGAUUGACUUCAGAAAUGCGUGGACACCUCAAGGAAACAACCCCUUUCCCAUUGGACUGAAAGACUGCACUUCGGCCUUCCAGUACAUCGUUCAACAUAAGGCUGAGCUAGGAAUUGACAAGAUCAUCCUCCACGGCGAUAACGGCGGAGCUAAUCUGGCACUCGCCACGGCCUUGAAAGCAAAGAAGGAAGGUUGGGUGAGCCAGAUAGCUGGAGUAUACGGCCUAGUGCCCUACAUCAGCAAUGCGUACGGCUGGGGUGAGGCUCGAAAGCUGAAAGAACUGCCCAGCCUUUACGAGUGUGAAGGAUAUUGGCUCUACACGGCGAUGCUAGCUGGCAUGGGUUACUAUUACAGCGGAGACGAGGCCGAGCACCCGUUGGCAUGGCCAUAUUUCGCGACCGUCGAGGAUUGUAGAGGUCUACCGCCCCACGUUUUAUCCAUGGAUGAAUUAGAUCCUUUGCGAGACGAGGGACUGGCAUACUACCGGACGCUUCUUGCAGCUGGUGUGGAAGUCACGGCGCAAGUGAACUUGGGUGUUGUGCAUGGUUCGGCUGUACUGUUUCGAAAGCUGUUACCGGAAGUGCAUAACAAGGCUAUCAAGGAUGUGGCUGCGUUCGCGAGGAGUCUCUGA
Molecule: messenger RNA, 1140 nt
Organism: Zasmidium cellare ATCC 36951
Lineage: Eukaryota; Fungi; Ascomycota; Dothideomycetes; Mycosphaerellales; Mycosphaerellaceae
Exons: 1
Coding region: 1-1140 (379 amino acids)
Molecular function (GO): hydrolase activity
Source: RefSeq, a predicted model, not a curated record